Messenger RNA from Aspergillus oryzae RIB40, 657 nucleotides. RefSeq names its product bZIP transcription factor. The transcript has 3 exons. The record is from RefSeq and is a predicted model, not a curated record. The coding region runs from base 1 to 657 and encodes 218 amino acids. NCBI's taxonomy places the organism in Eukaryota, Fungi, Ascomycota, Eurotiomycetes, Eurotiales, Aspergillaceae.
AUGAAGGCGAAUGACGUCCCGUUCCCAAAGCUCCCAACUGCAACGUACAUGUCACUGUUUGAGAGAAUCUGCCCCAUAACCAUGACGGAGACUCCAAGGACCUCGCAAUUAGUGGAUCCGAGCUUAUUAUUGAGCCUUCAACGGAUGCCACAACAGUUUAUGGCAUAUUCCCCUGAUGAGGACUGGAGUGGAGUCACCAACCCGGCUGCUCGACGCAGAUUACAAAAUCGGCUGAACCAGAGAGCCUACCGGCUACGCCGACAAGGCCAGGACAAACGAGCAACGCAGACGGACGGUGCCCACAUUGAGUCUGCAGGUCAUCACCACCCUACCCCUGUCCCGACUCCUGCGAAGGCGUUGGCACAUCAUGACUCGAUUACAUGCGGGCUCUCUGAGUUGCAGCAUCUGGAGUGUACAUUUGCCCCUCCAAACAUACAUGACCUCAUGGCCCAGUUCGAGAGGAGAGCCAUGGCACGCUAUGCCGAGGGUUCGCCCAAAACAGACCUUCUGCUGAAUUUGAGUAGAUUAAAUGUUCUACGUGCAGCUUACCAAAAUGUGGUUGCAAUUGGCAUGACUGUCGAAUGGAUGUGCCAGGAUACGAACCGUGCCACACCACCCAUGGCUCGAUAUCUUCCCAAUUCCACAAAUGCGGGAUAA